CGUGCUGGUUUCCUUAGAAACGGAGCCGGCCGGGCGGCGGCAGAGAAACGUCGGUUACAUUGGGGUCCCUGGUGAAGCCAAGAUGCCGUCUAAGGGAAAGGACAAAAAGAAAGGCAAGAACAAAGGCAAAGACAAGAAGAAGAUAAUAAAAGCAGAUGAAUCUGCAGUGGAGAGAGCCAAGGCCAGUGCCUCCCUCUGGGAAGCCAGGCUAGAAGUCACAGAACUCUCGAGGAUUGAGUAUCGUGAUACUUCGCGGAGACUGGCAAAAAGUAAUGAGGAGUUAAAGAAACAGCAGUAUAAAAUGGAGAAAGACACAAUGUCUGUAUUAAGUUACCUGAAGAAGCAGGAUCAGGAGAAAGAUAAUAUGAUUGAAAAACUCAAACAGCAAUUGAAUGAAACAAAGGAAAAAGCCAAAGAGGAGAAUGAGAAAUUGGAACAAAAGUAUAUUGUGCAAAUAAAUGAGCUGGAGGGAGAGUUCCAGCAAAAAGCCAAAGAAAUUGGCAUGAUUCAGACAGAGCUGAAAACAAUAAAACAAUUCCAGAAGAGAAAAAUCCAAGUGGAGAAAGAAUUAGAUGACCUUAAGGAGAAUUUAAGGAACACGGAGCGGAAACAUCAGGAGACUCUUAGAAGAUUGGAGGGCAAGUUUUUUGAAGAAAAGCAUCGACUAGAACAAGAGGCUGAAAAGAAGAUAAUAAUGCUGGCAGAGAGAGCUCACCAUGAAGCUAUCGCGCAACUGAACCAUGCUGGAAGAGCCGUUUUUAAAGAGAAUGUUUAUCUCCAGAAAGCCCUCACAUACCACCUGAAGGAAGCUGACGCUCUACAAAAAAACUCCCAGAAGUUGCAAGAUACUCAAACUUUCCUUUUACAUCAGAAGGAAAUCAAUGAUCUGUUGGUUAAGGAAAAGAUAAUGCAGUUUACCCAGCAGAGAUUACAAAUCCAAACUCUUCAGAAAAAGGUGGUAAGCUUGGAGACUGCCCUGAGUUGUAUGACCAGAGAGUUUGAGGCUGAAGUUCUAAAAAUGCAGCGACAGGCAAUGAUAGAGAACCAAGCAGGUCAGGUUGAAAUUGACAAGCUGCAACAUCUUCUCCAGAUGAAGGACAGGGAAAUGAAUCGAGUGAAGAGGCUGGCCAAGAACAUACUGGAUGAGAGAACAGAAGUGGAAAGGUUCUUUUUAGAUGCUCUGCACCAAGUGAAGCAACAGAUCCUACUGGGCAGGAAGCAUUACAAAAAGGUAGCACAAGCUGCUUUCAAUUUUAAAAUGAGAGAGGCAUGUGCAGGAAGAACAGAAUAUCCCCGGAUCCGAACGUUCGAUGGCAAAGAGCACAGCACCAAUAGCGUAACUCAAGAUCUUAUGGAGGCUGAGAAAUGGACGGAUAUUCAAGGAAAUGUGGAUAUUGAAGAUUUGACCUGGGAGCAAAAGGAGAAAGUCUUGCGAUUGCUCUUUGCAAAAAUGAAUGGUUUUGUUUCCAGAAAAUAUAGCCAGAGCUCUAGGCCUUCAGUUCCAGACUAUGUUGUUGCUGAUGAUGGAGAAACAAAGGAAUUUGGGGAUGACAGUAAGCUUCAAGAUCAAACCUUCAUCACCCAGCAAGUACCAAUCUCAGACUCUUCUGGUGAACUGAUGAUACCCAAUAUUCAGAAAGAAUCACAAGAGUCUGACAUAGUCACUAGAUGGCUGUGUCCUCAGCUCCUGGCAUUGUUCCUGGAAUAGAGGCAGAAAAUGCACAGAUCAGUCAACUUGAGGAUGCUAGGCCUCUUAGUUUUAUUUUUUUACUUGCACACAGCCUCCUUGCUGUCAAGAGGGCAUAAAAGGCACUGCAUCUGGCAUAAUAAAACAUUAGCACAUAAUUUUUGAUGGGUUGGAUCUCCUAUCUUUUCUUCAUUUCCUAAAAAAACAUUCAUUACCACUGUUGUUAAACUAUCCUGCUUCCAGUCACACCAAAAUUCUUCCUCUCUAGAUGUCUACUUCAUACUUGUUUCCUUUAUCAGUCACUCCCUUUCCCCUUGGCUGAAGGCCUGCUAGUCUUGCAAAACUCAAGCUGGAGCCAACUCCUUUUGGAUUUUUUUCCUGAAUUGUACAGAUUGAGUAUGAGAUAGUUUCCCUACACCCCUGCAGUACUCUGUGCACUCCUACUGUUAGUGCUUACUAUUGCAUUACAAUAGGGGAGCCUACAGUGUGUGUCUUACUUAAUCUCUCCUUUCCCAAAGCCUGGGGACAGUACCUGACAUAGAAAGAGAUACCAAGACUUACGUCCUGAAUUCUCAGCCCCAUCAGUCACUAGUUGGGAGAUACUGGAUUGGCUUAAGUGUCAGGUCAACUCGGAAGUUUCUUCAAAUGAAUCAGAAAAUAGUGUCUGUUUCCAAAAUAAAGUGCAUAGAAAGGGA
Messenger RNA from Neofelis nebulosa (Clouded leopard), 2382 nucleotides. RefSeq names its product basal body orientation factor 1 (gene BBOF1). Lineage: Eukaryota; Metazoa; Chordata; Mammalia; Carnivora; Felidae. The record is from RefSeq and is a predicted model, not a curated record. The transcript has 14 exons. Bases 83 to 1708 code for a protein of 541 amino acids.